Microplitis mediator is the source of this 2673-nucleotide messenger RNA. Its product is annotated as protein eyes shut homolog. The coding region runs from base 1 to 2673 and encodes 890 amino acids. The transcript has 12 exons. NCBI's taxonomy places the organism in Eukaryota, Metazoa, Arthropoda, Insecta, Hymenoptera, Braconidae. The record is from RefSeq and is a predicted model, not a curated record.
AUGUCUUGUAAGGUUGAUGGAGAUUGUGGUGCAGUACUGGACUCAAUGUGUUCAAUCAAUAAAAAAUGUAUUUGUAAAUUAAAUCAUGUACAAUUGAAUUCAAUAACUUGUGCGCCAUUAUUAGAUCAAUUCUGUGGGAGACAUUUAAGUAUGCCUUGCCGAUCUGAUAAAGAAUGCAAUAGUAUAAUAGAGCAUUCAAUAUGUUUGAUAAAUAAUGAAUGCUUCUGCGAUGUUGAUUAUAUUCCGAUAAAUGGUACUAUAUGCGCACCCAACAUUAAUAUAGAUUGUUUUUAUGAUGAUCUAUGUGCUGCAAAGAAUUCUGAUUGUAUUGAUAAUAAGUGUCAAUAUAAUAAUGAAGAUGAAAAUAGAACAUUAUGUGACAAAGAUAACAAAGAGGUGACUGCAAAGCCAAUUGAUGGUCCCUGCCUCAGUUAUGCUGAACGGUGCCAUCAAACGUUUGCAAAUGCAUUUCACCUCGAAUUAUGUAUUGUUCUUCAUGAUUAUCUUCGAUUAAAUGAAACGACAUGUUGGCCAAAACUGACCGGAUUAUGUAUGUCGGAUGAACAAUGUACAGUAAUUAAUUCCGUUUGUAUUAAUAAACGUUGUCAAUGUAAAUCAAAUUAUCUUGCUGUAUUAAAUGAAGAAUGUCUUGCAGUUAAUUUGGGACAGACAUGUUUGAAAAACAGUGAUUGUCGGAAAAUACCGUAUGCAACAUGUACCGAAGACAACCAGUGUGUUUGUCGAUUAAAUUAUACUCAGUUAAAUGAUACAACUUGUAUUGUACCGAUGAACGGGUAUUGUCAAAACGAUAAACAAUGUGUAUUUGAUAAUUCUUUUUGCAGUAAUGAUAAAUGUCAAUGCAAAUAUGGUUUUAUGUUACGGAAUGACAAUGAAUGUAUAUCUCAUUACAUAGGAAAGUCAUGUGAGACUAACGAAGAUUGUGAUGAGAUUCGACACGCAAAAUGUUUGGACAAAAAAAAAUGUGUUUGUAGAGAAAAUAAUGUUCAGUUAGAUUUAAUUACAUGCGCGCCAUUAUUAGGUAAAUUUUGUUGGAAGAAUGAAACGUGUGCCACCGAUAAUUCUAUUUGUGUUGAUACUGAAUGUCAAUGUAAAGUUAACUACUUAGAACGAUCCAAUCAAUGCCUACCAACUUAUUUGAAACAAUCAUGUAGAAUCGAUAAGGAUUGUCAAUACAUAAAAUAUGCCGUGUGUUCAAGCAAUAACGAAUGUGUUUGUAAAUUAAAUUAUGUUACGAUCACGAACGUUAGAUGUGAGUCACUAAUCGACGAACACUGCGAUAGUGACUUAGAAUGUUUUCCACAUUUUUCAAUUUGCAUUGAUAAUAAAUGUCAAUGUCAACAAAAUUUUAUUCAUCAAUCUAACACAAACUGUACACCAGUUUUUUCUGAGAGUUACUGCGAUAAUGAUGAAAAUUGCACCAAAAUAAAAAAAAAUUCGGUUUGUGGGAAAAACAGAGAUUGUAUUUGUAAACCAAAUUAUGUUGCAUUAAAUGAAACUGUGUGUGCACCACUACUAAAUCAAGACUGUCAAAACAAUGAAAUAUGUGCUACUGACAAUGCCAUAUGUGUAGAAAAUAAGUGUGCCUGUAAAGCUAAUGUCACAUCACAAUCCAAUAAUCAAUGCUUACCUAAACGUUUGGGCCUAUCUUGUAAGGAUGAUAUUGAUUGUCGUAAAAUAAAGAAUGCAAGAUGUUCAAUAAAUAAAAAAUGUGUUUGUAAGAAUAAUCAUGCUAAAUUAAACAAAAAAGCUUGCGCUCCACUAUUAGAGGAAUUUUGUUCAACUAGUGAAAAAUGUGCUAUGGAAAAUUCAGAGUGUAUUGAUAAUAUGUGCAAAUGCCAAAUUCAUUUUGUCCCGAUUAAUAAUAAUCAAUGUGUAUUGGAAUUCACUGAAAAAUUUUGUCACUCUACUGUUGAUUGUCAAGGAAUAACAAACGCUGAAUGUUCAGAUGAUAAAAAAUGUGUUUGUAAACAGAAUUAUACUGCAAUGAACGAAACAUUGUGUACACCACUUUUAAAUGGUCAUUGUUCAAAUGACAGCGAUUGUCUUACUCCGGAUUCAUUUUGUGACUCUAGUAAAUGUCACUGUAAACCUUUCUAUGUACCUAAAUCUAACAAUCAGUGUAUAUUACUUACAUUAGGAAAAGCUUGUAAAAAUAAUAAUGAUUGUUCAAUAAUACCAAAUGCUGUAUGCUCUCCGGAUAAAAUUUGUGUUUGUUCUAAAAAUAAUACCGCAAUUGAUGAAAUUACAUGUGCACCGAUUAUCGGGGGAAAUUGUUCAAUAGAUGAAAAUUGUCGUUAUAAUACAAUCCACUGUAUGAAUAAUAAGUGUCAAUGCAAACCUAAGUUUUCUUCUAUAUCAGCCAGCCAAUGCGUACCAACUAAUGAAAAACAUAGUUGUGAGAAUAAUUUAGAUUGUGGAGACCCUUGGCACGCGCAAUGUUCGAAUGAUAAAGAAUGUGCUUGCAAAGUUAAUAAUAUUGCAGUCAACAGUUGGACGUGUUCUCCAAUUAUUGGCGGACCUUGUUGGAAUGACCAUCAAUGUGUUGUUUCGAACUCUUUUUGUAACGAUUAUCAAUGUAAAUGUAAACCGAAUUUCGUAAGCAUAUCAAACGAUUUAUGCUUUCCAGGUAUGGAUGCAAUAAAUUUUACGUAA